Molecule: messenger RNA, 1004 nt
Organism: Lactuca sativa (garden lettuce)
Lineage: Eukaryota; Viridiplantae; Streptophyta; Magnoliopsida; Asterales; Asteraceae
Biological process (GO): retrograde vesicle-mediated transport, Golgi to endoplasmic reticulum
Cellular component (GO): SNARE complex; endoplasmic reticulum
Molecular function (GO): SNAP receptor activity
Source: RefSeq, a predicted model, not a curated record
ACAACCGAAAUAUAUUCCGGUUGGUUAGUCAUCGGUGAAAAUCGGCAAUCGGCGUUUAAUGGCAAUACCAGCAACCAUUUGGGCAAGAAUCAAAAAACGAUGCAUACGAUCCACUGAUCUUUGGUUCCUGUCACACCGGUUGUUUUGAGGAUGGGAUUGAGUAAAACCGAAAUUAAUCUGAAAAGAUUGCUAGCAGCUGCUCCACAGCAACAAAACAAAGUGAAACUUGUGCAUUAUGUUGCUACUUUACGCGAACAGUUGGAACAACUCGCCACAGAGCAAACUCCAGAAGGACUACCCAGACUUUCAAAAGCUACAGUGAAUGAUUACUCGGAGAAAAUUGAAGCCAUUGCAGCCAAGCUGGCUAUCCCUGUGCUGGAGAGUGUACAAACGCCUGAGCUGAGAGUGAAAACAUGUGUUAAAGAAAACAGCAGUAAAAAAGAAGAAGAAAGUAUUAACCUUUCACCAGGGUUGAGAAGAAGACUAGUGCCUUCUUCUGGUGAACAUAGAGGCCAAGAUAGUUGUGAAUCAUCGUCUGGUUCAUCAUCACCUGUUAAAUUGGAUGCUGCAGCACAAGUACAUAUCACAAAACACAGGAAGCUUCAAGAAGAUUUGACAGAUGAAAUGGUGGAUUUGGCACGACAGCUCAAAGAGAGAAGUCUUUUGAUGAACAAAUCCAUACAAAAUACCGAAAGAAUUCUUGAUUCGACUGAAAAAGCAGUGGAGCAUAGCCUGGCAAGCACAGGGCAGACGAAUACACAGGCUAUGGCUGUAUACACACAGACUUCCAACACCUCAUGCUUCACGUGGCUUCUCAUGUUUUUAAUGACGUGUAUCUUCGUCAUGGUGGUUCUUCUUAUCAAGGUCACUUAAACAACUAUUUUACCUGAAUUGGUCAUAUUUUAUACUAUAAUAAAAUCAGCUUGUUCUAUAGAUUCGUAUAUUACGUACUCUGGUCAUUGAAUGUCUGUCUAAAAUAGUAUGAGAUGCAAUUUUAUUAUCAA